Molecule: messenger RNA, 816 nt
Organism: Naegleria gruberi
Lineage: Eukaryota; Heterolobosea; Eutetramitea; Acrasida; Naegleriidae
Exons: 2
Coding region: 1-816 (271 amino acids)
Molecular function (GO): oxidoreductase activity, acting on the CH-OH group of donors, NAD or NADP as acceptor
Source: RefSeq, a predicted model, not a curated record
AUGGAUUCACGUAAAACUGUUUUAAUUACUGGAGGCUUGAACGGAAUUGGUUUGGAAAUUUCUCGUGCCUGUUUACAGAGUAAAUUGUAUAAUAUUUGUGUUGCCGAUAUUGCAAUUCCACAAGAAGGUUCAUUGCCAAUCGAUCCUUUCCAAAAUAUUGAAGAAUCACAAGGAAGAUAUCUUUUAUUACAUUGUGAUGUUUCAAAGGAAGAUCAUGUACAACAAGUUGUCUCGAAAACAGUUGAAACUUUUUCUAGAUUGGAUGCAGUGAUUAAUAAUGCAGCCAUUUCUCAUCCACACUAUGGAGCUAAAGAUAUUACUGGUUUAUCUUUGGAAGAAUGGAAUCGUACAGUUUCUAUUAAUUUGACAAGCAUUUUCCUCACUACAAAGUAUGCAGUCCCACAUUUGAAACAAUCAAAGGGAUGUAUCAUUAACGUUUCAAGCACAAGAGCUUUGCAAAGUGAGGCCAAUACAGAAAUUUAUAGUGCCACUAAGGGUGCAGUAUUAUCGCUCACUCACUCCUUAUCUAUUAGUUUAGGACCAGAAAUUAAUGUAAAUGCCAUUUCUCCUGGUUGGAUCGAUGUUCAAGACCAUCAACUUGGAAAGGAAAGAGAAUAUAAUUUGAGAGAUUUGGAUCAUCGUCAACAUCCAGUCGGUCGUGUUGGAAGACCUGAAGAUGUCUCAAAAUUAUGCUUGUACUUGAUUCAAGAUGGAUGUCAAGAAGGAGGUGGUUUCAUCACUGGUCAAAACUUUGUCAUUGAUGGUGGUAUGACAAAGAAGAUGAUUUAUUUGGGUGAACCAUGGUGGAAUGAAUAA